Molecule: messenger RNA, 2974 nt
Organism: Electrophorus electricus (electric eel)
Lineage: Eukaryota; Metazoa; Chordata; Actinopteri; Gymnotiformes; Gymnotidae
Gene: bcl2l11
Product: BCL2 like 11
Source: RefSeq, a predicted model, not a curated record
UUCAGUCAAAACGCGAGCCGCUGCGAGGAAGUACACUACUCUCAAACGGCGACCAAACAAAAGACUCGGAAACAAUCCCGUGGAUGUUGUUUAACGGUGUUGACCAGGAUAGUUUUUUUCACACCGUCAACACAGUUUUGAACAUUUUUAAUAACAUUUUUAAAGUCCUUUGCAAAGAACUUCUGGAUGCAACUUCUUUUAGAGUGUUUUCUGGCCUUUUAUGUAAACAGAGUUUUCGUUGCAUUCUAUUUCCUUGUCAUUUUUAUCUUUCGAAAUCUAUCUAUCGAAAUCCAGUAAUCCUAUGAUCUUCGAGUAUGAUAAGACGGCAAAACCGGGCCAAUGGCCCAGCCUUCUUAAAGGAGCAGGGGGAAAGCGGAGAAAACACCGGUGUCGGAACAGCCUCCCGGCCCGAACAGUUUGACUGCUCUCAUCCGAACCAAGGGGACCAAUUUAGGGGAGGGAUUACAAGUAGUCUUUCUGGUUACCAUUCAAGGUCGCCUCUAUUCCGAACUCUCUCCAGAUCCUCGAGUGGAUAUUUUUCGUUCGACAGUGAGCCAAGCUCUCCACUAAUGACACAUAGCACGUCUACUCAAACUCCGAGUCCAUCUAGUCAAGUGAUAAUUCACGCCCUGCAACGCAUUUCCGAAGCGCAAGGCAACGGUCAAAAUUAUGAGUUAUGGACCGGACCCCCUAAUGAAGCGUUGUCUGUGAGGGACAUGCGAGCGGAGUUGUACGUCGCGCAGGAGCUGCGGCGCAUCGGUGAUGACUUCAACCGAAUUUAUUUUCGGGGGGUGGAGAGGAAUGGUGGUGCAGCCCAACAGCCUGCCCAGAAUGAACCCGCUUUGCUGCAGUGGAUUGGGCUCCUGAUUGGACGCCUAUUACAGCUUCUCCUGAGAAGAAGAUAAUGGGCACCCUGCCCACCCAGCAGACAAGUAGCACCAGACUGUACAUAUGUACAUAAGAAGCAGCAGAACCAAACCCACGCUCCUCUAUCUUUCUGUCCCUCUCUUGCACGUAGGGAUUCUUCUCUCUGCUUGUGGACCUAUCUGCAUUUACAAGCUUUCUUCUGCUGUCUGAUGUUGACAUUCCCUGUUCAGAGGAGGACAUACUGGCUAAGAAUGAAAAUUCUGGGACAUAACCUGGAGUAAUUUACGGCAAUGUUUCCUGCAUUGGUGGAAAGCUGAGCCAUUAAAACACUGGGAAGAGAGGACUCUCCAUGCAGUUUUUCCUUACAUGAAGAGGUGUGGAAAAUGUGCCUUCAUUGACGUUGUGCCUGAUGUUACCUUUUUCUUCAGCAGUUUCCAUUAGCUUCAUUCAGUCCAUUUUUAAAGCAUCUGUAUACUGUAUUUAUUUGCCACUGUUCUAUUUAAGUUGUAUAUUGUUUUUCUUUUUUCUUACUGAAGUGGAUGAUAGUCAGUCUGCGGUAAUGUUGUAGUUCUGCCUGCCCUUCCAUUCUUCACUGAGUCAAAAUUUGCACUUCUGUUUGAAUAAUCUGUACAUGAAGUUAUAAGAAAUUAUUUGAAUAUUCAUAUAUUACCUUAUGGCCUUUGGGGAACAAUGAAAUGGAAUUGUGUGGAUAAAUUCUACAUCUGGUAAGUGAAAGCUUGUUAGCGCAGUGUAAAGGCACAAAGUCAGAAAUUGAAGACGGAUGUUUUUGAGUACAUUUGUUUCUUCAUUUGGGCUGUCAUGAAGAAUAAUCCUUUAGCAAAAGCAUUAUUCUCACACUGUGUUAUUUGCCAGAGAAACGUUAACCUUGGCUUGGUGCCUCCUCCAUGCUUUGAUGCCAAGUCAUUAAAUACUGCUGGAGGUUCAAUAUGCACACCACCCACAGUCAGGCAGCAUUUUCCUUCAGAGAAAGUGAAUGGAAAACAGUGAGUGAAUGAAACUUCCAAAAAAGAUUAUAGAGGAAGGCUCCCCCUUCAACAUGAUUUUGUUUUUAACUUAUUUUGGCCCAUUGGAAAUGUAACAUACUAAAUUCACAUGUAAAUGCUUUUAGUGGAAAUAAUCUAAAUGUAUGCAUUCAACAUCAUUGUUGGUUACCACCACUUUAAGAUAUAGAAGAGAACACCGGAGCUAGAUUCAUGUUUUUGAUGGAUUUUCAAGAAUGAGAGCUGACCUAAUAGUCUAGAUAAACUUGAUUUCAGGAUUUUGUACAAAACUAGCCUUAAUUACUCAGGGGAUUUUAUGGAUUUACCUGUGGAUAUUUCUAGAACAAAAUGGACUUCCUUCCUAAUUCAGUCUAUAACUAUACUCUACAAAGGCUAUUGUCUUUGUCAGCCUCUGUAUUGCCAUUGCCCCAGUAUUCCAUUAAGUGUUCCAGUAGACUCAGGUCUUAUUCCAGAUCUAAGUUCUUGGGAAGUGUUCAUUAUCAUGAGUUAUGUAUUAAGUACAUGAAUAGAAGACAUGGAAAUUAAAAACUCACUUGUAACACACGUCCAAAUGUGCAGUUAUGUGUAUAUGAGUUUAGUGAUAUAUUUUUAAUUCCUUUCAUUUUGCCAAAAUGAAAAAACCCAGGCCAUUUUACCUUUUCUUGGCCACUUCAGGUUUACCAGUCAAACCAAAGAAUUUUCUGUCUACUGUAUGUAAAUGUUGAGACUUCCAUUCUAUCUGUUCAGUAUCUAUGCACUAUAUAUUCCAACUAAUUUCCUUAAAGUCCCCAUGUAAUGAUUAGGACAUUGUCAAACCCCUGGUAUUCCAGCUGUUUGUACUUUUUAUUCUAGAACAAACUUUCUCAAAGAAGAUGAAUUUCAGGCAAAUCUCCAUACUACUUCACUGGACCUAACACUUUUAAAGUUGUUCAGUGUUGUUGCACUGAGCACCCGCAAAUAAACUGAUUUGACUCCACCUUGCAGACCCAGUACAUUUGUAGCAAAAAGUCAUAGUUUUUGUUUUUACAUCUGUUUUGUUAUGUUUUGCACUGAAACAUUGCUGUGCUGAACUUGUGCAAUACUGCUGUAAAUAAAAGCCUCUUCAU